AUGCCUGAGGAGGGUGAAGGCGAGAAGAAGGACAAAGAUGAGGAGGAAGAGCCCGAGUUGUUUGUGGGCGACUGCGUGCGAAUAUGUGGCAGCAUGGCGGAAGUCAAGAAGCACCUAGAGGCAGUUGACAUGACUUGGGAGGGGAGCUUCAUGGGCGUCCUGGGAAAGAACGGCGUGGUGAAGGCUGUCCGUUUCCACCCGGGAGACGACAAAGCACGACAGAUCUGUGUGGUGAACGUUCACGAAGGCCCCGAGCUUUCUCUUCCAGGCGCCUCGCUCACGGUGGUCGAAGAUGAUGAGAGCGACAAGGAAAGUGUCGACAAAGGGAGUGAUGAUGAGGAGGAGGAAGAAGAGGAGGAGCGAGUUCGGGUGCCGCUCCGUGUCAACAUGCGAGUCGAGGACAUGAAGCGAAAGAAGAAAAAGAAGGUCUGUAUCGGAGUGAUCUUGGAGCUCGGUGAGAGCGAAACCAAUGUGAAAUACGAGGAUGGUCGCACCAAGCGGGUUGCCAACACAAGAUUGCGGCCCUUGGAGCGUGUAACGCGCGAUGCUACUGGCUACUCUGGCGAUAGCAGCUUCAAUGACUUCCGCUUUACCAAGAACUGCCUCCCGACAGGGAUUGAGGUUGUUGGUGACGGCGCUGACUUGGAGAAAAAUCGAGCAGGUCAAAGCUACCUGCUGCUGAAGAAGAACACCUACUUGAGGGUGCCACUACGGGGCCUUCGUCAUGAGAAGCUGCGGCCUGGGGAGCCUAUCCCUCGUUACACUCUCUCCCUGGAGGUUCGCCUUGCAGACAGCCACAGACGACUGGGAGAUUCUCCCUGGUCGCUCUUCCAGGCGAGCUUUCCAGAUCCGCACUCCACCGACGAGCUUUGUGUUGUCGCUGAAGACAAGCCGCACAAGCGCAAGUGGAAGGUGCUGACCAAAGAGAACGGUCUCGUGGUGAAUGCGGAAGCGGAUCCCAACUCCAAGGAGUUGUGCCGGCUUCCUGCCAAUGCCGUGGUCGUCGAGGAUGGCAUUCCGCCAAAGCGGCUUCCAACGGGCGAACGCCGGCUUCGCAUCCGCUACAAGGCCGAUGCGGCAAAGCAAGCCGACGGGGACCUUGCAAUCGACACCAUGGAACCCGAGGAGUUUGUCGUGGAGGUCGAAGCAGGAUACUUUGGAAACGACUUCGGAGCGGCUGCGACGGCCAUUCGAAUCUGUUCCAAGGGGGUCCUGAAGACCCUGAACUUCCGCCCUGGUGUCGAGGGAGGCCUCGCCGGGGUGGACGGGGAGGCCGGCGCGAACAUCGGCUGGACACCACGUGAUCGGCUGAUGCACAUUGUGCGGAUCACCAUCCGGAAGACAGGCUUUGGCAUGUUGAUGGAUGCAGUGUUACUUUAG
This is a messenger RNA of Symbiodinium sp. CCMP2592, 1380 nucleotides long. Lineage: Eukaryota; Dinophyceae; Suessiales; Symbiodiniaceae. The record is from the annotation of a GenBank genome assembly.